AUGAAUUUUGUCGAUUUAAUAGCGGAGCAAACUCUCGUGACGUAUGCAAUCACAACUGUACAGCAAAUGCAAGUCAACCACGUCGGCAAAGUCACUGCGGCCUACCAUACCAUUGCCGUCGAGUUGGGCGCCUAUCGGCAAAGUAUCAGUGGCUCUUCAAUAUUAAAAAUAAUUUGUCUUACAGAACUUUGCACGGCAGCUGAGCGGGGCAGAUGCACCAUGGAAGAGGCCACUGAGAAGUACAGAAGCGCCGAGAGCACUGUCGCCGCUUACAAGACCUUCGUCGACGCCAUCACUUUCAUGACCAUAGUAAUUGAAUCUGACGGAAGACAACUCUAAACCGGCUUGACUGAAAUUUCAGAAGAACAACUAUCACGUUUUGCAAGCGCCUGACCGACUCGCUUUUGCUGUAUUCAUGAAAAUGCUCACUUCCAAUGAACCUGGUAAACUGCGUCGCCUGACAACGAAAACGUAUGCAUGUUUUCAGAAACCUUGCCGGCUUUCCACGUGUCUCAGAUUUAUGGAUUAGCUCCACAACAGGAUGCCGGGCAAGGAGGAGAGCCAGAGAACGGACAGGGAGGACAGGCGCAGAAGGGACAGGAAGAAGCACCGGCAGUUGAUGGACAGGAAGAAGAGGAGGAAGAUGAGGAAGAGGAGGAGGAAGAGGAGGAGGAAGAGGAAGAGGAAGAGGAAGAGGAAGAGGAGCAUGCCUAG
Molecule: messenger RNA, 714 nt
Organism: Caenorhabditis sp. 36 PRJEB53466
Lineage: Eukaryota; Metazoa; Nematoda; Chromadorea; Rhabditida; Rhabditidae
Source: the annotation of a GenBank genome assembly